CACGUGAGCAUUUAAAUGGACUCUAACAUCUGUAGAGCGCUUACUACGGGGUCUAGGAUCAAUAUUUCAUUCUUAAUCCUCAAAGCUGCUGUGAGACAGGUACCUUGACAACCGCAGGGACCAAGAGAUGGGACCCACGUGGCCAGAAUUCCGGGUCCGCCCAGCAGCACUCGUCACUCGGGUGCCACCUCCGACCCUGCCCAAACCAGCGCCGAAGGACACCGAGGCGCCGGAGGGCGUAGGGCGGCUGCGCGAAGAGGCGGUGUUCGGUCCCGGCAUGCCUUGCGCACGCUGGAAGAUGGCGGCGCCCGCUCUGUGGCCUUGCCCGGGCCUUCUGCGGUUCUGGCCCCGUGGGCUGCGGGGCACCCUCUCUGGCGCCCGGGGCCUGUUGACAGCCCCGAGGGCUCGGGGCCUGUUCAAGGACUUCUUCCCGGAGAGCGGCACGACGGAGCUCCCGGAGCUCCUGGACCGCCGCAGGGCGGGCUCCUCGCCCCAGACCGUGUACUGCGGCUUCGACCCCACGGGCGACUCUCUCCACGUGGGGCACCUGCUGGCCCUCAUGGGCCUGUUCCACUUCCAGCGAGCCGGACACAACGUGAUCGCGCUCGUGGGCGGCGCCACGGCACUGCUGGGAGACCCGAGCGGCCGGACCAAGGGACGCGCGGCGCUGAGCGCGGAGCAGGUGCAGGCCAACGCGAGCGCCCUGCACCGCGGGCUCCAGACCCUGGCGGCCAACCACGCGAGGCUCUUCGCGGACGGCCGGCCCUGGGGCACCUUCACGGUGCUGGACAACGCCACCUGGUUCCAGAAGGAGCAGCUGGUGGACUUCUUGGCCACGGUGGGCGGUCACUUCCGCAUGGGCACCCUGCUCAGUCGGCUGAGCGUGCAGGCUCGACUCAAAAGCCCCGAGGGCAUGAGCCUGGCCGAGUUCUUCUACCAGGUGCUCCAGGCCUAUGACUUCUAUUACCUGUUCCAGCGGUACGGGUGCCGGGUCCAGCUGGGCGGGUCCGAUCAGCUGGGCAACAUCGUGUCUGGAUACGAGUUUAUCCACAAGUUGACCGGAGAAGAUGUAUUUGGAAUCACUGUCCCUCUAAUUACGAGUACAACUGGAGCUAAGCUGGGAAAGUCUGCUGGCAAUGCGGUUUGGCUAAACAGAGAUAAAACUUCUCCAUUUGAAUUAUAUCAGUUCUUUGUCAGACAGCAAGAUGAUUCUGUAGAAAGGUAUCUGAAGCUCUUCACUCUCUUACCCCUUCCAGAGAUUGAUCACAUUAUGCAGCUGCACCUCAAAGAACCAGAAAAGCGAGGUCCUCAGAAACGACUUGCUGCAGAAGUAACAAAGCUUGUCCAUGGACAAGAAGGGCUGGAUUCUGCUAAAAGGUGUACACAAGCCCUUUACCAUAGUAGUAUAGAUGCACUGGAGGUCAUGUCUGACCAAGAGUUAAAAGAAUUAUUUAAAGAAGCUUCAUUUUCUGAAUUAGUUCUUGACCCUGGAACAAGCGUCCUAGACACAUGCCGUAGAGCAAAUGCCAUUCCAGAUGGUCCCCGAGGGUAUCGGAUGAUAACUGAAGGUGGAGUCAGUAUAAAUCACAGACAGGUAACAAAUCCUGAGAGUGUUUUAAUACUUGGACAGCACAUUCUCAAGAAUGGACUUUCCUUACUUAAAAUAGGAAAAAGGAAUCUCUACAUUAUAAAAUGGCUUCAGUUGUAAAAACUUUUGUUCAAACUUGUCCCAUUCAUUUUCAAAACAUGAAAGGUUUUCAAAAACCAGAGUGGCGUGUACACUGGGCCUCAUGGUGUAAAUGGUAUCAUGUUUUUUUUUAAUAAAUGUUAUUUAAUCGUAGUUUA
Molecule: messenger RNA, 1845 nt
Organism: Nannospalax galili (Upper Galilee mountains blind mole rat)
Lineage: Eukaryota; Metazoa; Chordata; Mammalia; Rodentia; Spalacidae
Gene: Yars2
Product: tyrosyl-tRNA synthetase 2
Exons: 5
Coding region: 128-1708 (526 amino acids)
Biological process (GO): tyrosyl-tRNA aminoacylation
Cellular component (GO): mitochondrion; cytosol
Molecular function (GO): RNA binding; tyrosine-tRNA ligase activity; ATP binding
Source: RefSeq, a predicted model, not a curated record